Drosophila subobscura is the source of this 1623-nucleotide messenger RNA. RefSeq names its product SET domain-containing protein SmydA-8 (gene SmydA-8). The coding region runs from base 130 to 1500 and encodes 456 amino acids. The record is from RefSeq and is a predicted model, not a curated record. The transcript is spliced from 2 exons. NCBI's taxonomy places the organism in Eukaryota, Metazoa, Arthropoda, Insecta, Diptera, Drosophilidae. Gene Ontology annotation, molecular function: protein binding.
GCGUUGGUUGCUGUUGCUCCGUUCCGUUCCGUUCCGUCUCUGUCUAUCUCCGUCUCUCUCUCGCGCUAGUCCGAUCCUGGGCAGCAUUUGGCAUCGUCGAGCGUUUGGCAUCGUCGGACACGCCCACAAAUGUCGGGAAACGACCAUGGGGCAGGGGGCAGGAUAAACACAACGGCCGCAAUGCUGGCGCACAUGGCACCCUGUCGGGACACCACGCCGGAGCAGCUGGCCCAGCUCAUCGACGUUCACCUUGGCGAGCUGCGCGAGGAGGAGCCCAACUGGACGCUGGCCGUCUCGAAGGUGGCCGGUCGCGGGGUCUUUGCCACCCGGGACAUUGCAGCAGGAGAGCUGAUCUUCCGUGAGCGCGCUCUGGUGGUGGGCCCUACGGCGCGCAAGGGCCAGCUGAGCACAUGUGUGUGCUGCCACCGGUUGCUGCCGACGCAGGGCUUUCUCUGCAAGCAGCGCUGCACGCUGCCCGUGUGCGAAGCUUGCUCUGGAUCUGCGGCGCAUCGUGCGGAAUGCGAGCACUUCCGCCGCUGGCAGCCAAAGGACGCAGACGCUGAGGAGGAGCAGGUGAACCCGCUGUCGCUGCGCAUCCUCACCGCCGUGCGUGUCUUCCAUCUGGGCAAGGAGCAGCGCCACCUGGUGGACGCCAUGCAGGCAAACGCGGAGCGGGGUUUCCGCCAGGAGAUCAUCAAGGCGGCGCAAUGCUUUCGCAACUUUCCCACCACAGACAAACCCUUCAUGGAUCAGCUGUUCCGCAUUGUCGGCGUGCUCAACACGAACGCCUUUGAGGCGCCCUGCCGCACCGACGGCCGCGAGACGCUGCUGCGUGGCCUCUUCCCGCUGACGGCGAUCAUGAACCACGAGUGCACCCCCAAUGCCAGUCACUACUUUGACAACGGUCGUCUGGCCAUCGUGCGUGCUGCCAGAGACAUACCCAAGGGCGGGGAGAUAACCACAACCUACACCAAGAUCCUCUGGGGCAAUCUCACGCGCGGCAUUUUCCUCAAGAUGACGAAGCACUUCAUGUGUGACUGUACCAGGUGCAACGACAAUACUGAGAAUGGAACGUAUUUGUCGGCGCUGUUCUGCCGGGAGCAGGGCUGUCGUGGCUUGGUGAUUCCCGUGCAGACACGAACACUGCAGCCCGACUGGCGCUGCCUCACCUGCGAGAAUGUCUUUCCCCAUGCCAAGAUGGCCCGGUAUCAGGACUUUGCCCUGAACACCAUCAACAAUCGCAUCAACUCGUGCAGCGUGCCCGACAUGAUACACUUCAUCAACGAUCUGUGUCCGCGCUUCUGUCCGCCCUCGAACUACGUGCUCAUCGAGGCGAAGCUCAAUGUGAUUUGGCGCAUGACACGCUUCGACACGGACCAGUACACACCCGAGGAGGUGGCACACAAGGAUCGCUAUCGCGAGGACAUUCUGGCCAUCAUACACAAGCUCGGAGCGGGCGAGUGCACACUCAAGAAGCUCAUCACCGAGGAGAUACAAUGAAGGAGAUGCUCCACUCCCACUUGUGUGAUUGUGUGAUUGUGUUUGGCUGUACAAAUUGUUGCUAGUACUUUUAUUUUGUAAUCACUUAAGGAACACCAAUAAACGGAAGGAUACGUGGAUCCC